AUGGGUUCGCAACAACUCAUAGCGAAUGAAUUACUGGCGUUUGUACAGAAUGCCAUAGACACCAUGGAUGAAGUCAGCAUCAGGCAGAUCUGCAAAUCAAGUUUCAGUGAAGACGACAUUUGCAGUGGCAAGGCGCUGCUCUUCCAGACGCUCGGCAAAACUGACCAGAUGCCACCCCGUCGGAGGGAUGGGGGCGUGAAGAGUCUCCAGGACAUAAUACAACUGUUCAAGGAGAUCGAUCCAGACGACGUGCCUGCCUUCGUUGCGAAGCGGCUAGACCGGUUACCGCCGGUUACCUUUGAUCACGUCGAUGUCACCAGGCUGCUGAAGGACAUAACAUUCCUGAAGACGAGUCUGGCAGAAGUGCAGGCUAAGUUAGAGGUAUCUAAUAAUACCAUCAGUGAGCUACGUUCAGAAUUGGCGUUAUUACGUAGCGCACGUUCGGAAUGUGGGUCAGAUACCUCUGACAUAGCCGUGUGUCACGUUGCGCGGAAUGUGUCCAUCGGCGGUAUUGAACCCGCGAAUUUGGAUGCGUCGGCGAUUGCUGAGCAGGCGACCGCCGAUCCGCGCCCCGCCGCCGCCCGCCCGUCUACGUCCCCGGAGACGCGCACGUCACGCGAGAGUACGUUAACCCCGAAACGUUCUUACGCUGCUACUGCUGCUAAGCCGCCUGCUGUGCCCAAGCCUAAGCAGCGGCCGAAGAAAGGGGUGCAGAGCCUUCGUGAACCUGUUCACAAGGACCAAUCACAGCCGACUCUAAGGGAGUCGCGAUGCGACGCGGACGGUUUCAAGAAGGUGGAGAAGAGAAGAAAACCGGCUCGUCAGAAUCAGGGUGGUACCGCACCGACCAUUUGCUGCGUCCUGCAACACCGUCGACGCUGCUGUAUGUGUCCCGUCUACAUUACCUUACGAAGGUCGACGACAUCGUAA
Messenger RNA from Cydia fagiglandana, 930 nucleotides. RefSeq lists its product as uncharacterized. The record is from RefSeq and is a predicted model, not a curated record. The transcript has a single exon. Bases 1 to 930 code for a protein of 309 amino acids. NCBI's taxonomy places the organism in Eukaryota, Metazoa, Arthropoda, Insecta, Lepidoptera, Tortricidae.